UUGGCUGUCUCGACUUGUGGUUUGUGCAGGAGCUGCCAGAUUUGGAUGGGCAAGGGGCUGUUACUGUGCUGUGGAAGCCUCUUGAACAACGUCAAGCAAGAGGAACGAUUAAGAGAUACUGGGUGAGCUAUUGGGAUGGAGAAGUGAUGAGGGAGGUGACCAUCAACAUCUGCUGCAACAUCACUCUGCCAGGGACCACCCAACUGGUGAACGUCACUGCAUUCAACUCUAUUGGAGCAACUCAGCCAGCCAAGCUCAACCUAAUACAAGACUGUCCAUCACCAUUCAAUAUGACUAUUCAUAGCAGGAACCACUCGGUACUGGUGUCUUGGGAGCCACCGGCCAACACAACACCCCAUGAAUUUGUGGUGGAAUGGAAAAUGAUGAAUUCAGAAUACAAACCUGACUGGAAAAAAAUACCGGCAGCCAAUUUGUGUGUGACUUUGACAGACGAUGUUCUGUAUCCCUUGUUUCCGUACAACAUCUCGGUGUAUGCACGAUAUCGGGGUGGAGUGGGGGGGCCAGUGUCCACUCUGGUAUACAGAGAAGAAGGAGUUCCUCUUGCUGGGCCCGAAAUCUCAAUUUUAAAUAUCUCCCAGACUGGGGUCACUCUGCUGUGGAACGUUCUCCCCCUGGACAGGCGCCAGGGGUUUGUUCGAUACUAUACUCUGUACUAUGUCAAGAAGCCAGGUGGAGAGGAUAAGCACAAGGCUCUGAAUAUAAGUUGUAUAGUAGACAGAUACACAUUGCUGGAUUUGGCGCCUGACUGCACAUACAAGAUCUGGAUGACAGCCUCCACCAUUGUGGGAGAGGGCAGCAGAGGGCCAUACCUUAACUUCAGGACACAAGGUUCACAGACUGUUUUCUGGAUGCUUGUGGUGUUGGUACCCGGGUCUGUGGUGAUCGGAGUUAUUUGGAUCCUCUUCUGCAGAUACUGUGAACAAAGGAUGCAAAGCUACAGCUCCUUCUACUUACCUCAGUGGUGCUGCCAGAAAAUUCCAGAUCCAAGAAACAGCAGAGUUGGACACCAGCAGCACCAUUGCAUUCCAAGCUAUCUUGGGAUGAUGGAGGAACCACCAACUGCUGAAGUGGAAGAGAUUGAAAUCAAGGACGAGUUUGAGAUUUCAUUAACAAAACGCACCAAUUCCACUCUGACAAGAGACAAGGAGCCGAGCACAGAAGAUCAGUAUUGGAUAGGACAACCAUCUCCAGAUGUGGACAACCCUCCAGAGGCCCCCACCUGUCUGGAUGAGAAGCUCAUGGAUCAGCCACCCAGCAGCACAAGAUUAAUGGGGGGAGUCCCCUUCACCUCUGGUUAUGAGAGACACUUCAUUCCAUCAGAGGAAGAUCUGCUCAAUAAUGAAUGGCAGUUAGAAAACAAGGAGGAGUGGCUGGGGUUGGGGGAUAUAACUGAUGACUUUUAAACCUCAGUGGACUGGGAUACCAGAGAACCUCGAUAUGUCACACAAACCAGCCUGUAUUGCUGCUGGCCUCAGCCCCUGAAGGCACAAGUUUAGCAAAUCUAAUCAAAGAAGAUUAGCAGCAGGGAUAAGGAAAGCCAAUGGGCCCAAUACCUCAGUGUUCCAUGGAAAUCUACAUUCUCCCAUUGAGGCAUCCAAAGCAUCCUAAUGCAAUUCCAGGACUUGUACCUCACUCUUUGACUAAAAGGCCAUGUCAGACUUUGACUGGUAUUUUCGUGACACAGAACUUCCUGAAGCUGGACACCAUCUCCUUGUUUUAUUCAUUGAUAACUUUAAAGGAAAUUUUCCAACGUUCUUGUUCCAUAUCAUGCACCUUAUAUUCCUCUGUGAAGUCAUCAACAAGCUACCUCCUCUCUGGACUGAGAGCAUGUCGCGCCCAGUCUCUCCUGAUGACCUGCCCCCGUCCCUCUGCUUCCAAAACUGACUGGAACUCAACAAUGCUUCUUAGGACCUCAUUGUCUUAAGAUCACUGACUUCAAUUUUUUUUUAAACUGUAAACUCUUUAAAAUUGAAUAUUAUAAAGUCAAACUGUCAUUUUCUUAAA
Molecule: messenger RNA, 2025 nt
Organism: Carcharodon carcharias (great white shark)
Lineage: Eukaryota; Metazoa; Chordata; Chondrichthyes; Lamniformes; Lamnidae
Product: interleukin-27 receptor subunit alpha-like
Exons: 9
Coding region: 147-1424 (425 amino acids)
Biological process (GO): cytokine-mediated signaling pathway
Cellular component (GO): external side of plasma membrane; signaling receptor complex
Molecular function (GO): cytokine binding; cytokine receptor activity
Source: RefSeq, a predicted model, not a curated record